CCUCAAGGUCUUCUGGGUAUUGUUCUGUGAACAUGGCUCUCAUGGAGGCAUUUCUUCAGGUUUCCAGCACAGGAACAUUAAUCUGCUGCUUGCUUCUGCUCUUAGCGGUUUAUCUCCUGUUCUUCCGGUCUCAGAGAGACGAAAAUGAACCUCCAGGGCCAAUACCAUUGCCACUUUUGGGAAAUCUGCCAAUGGUGGACGUCAACAAACCCUAUUUGAGCCUGUGUGAGAUGGCAAAGCAGUACGGCCCAGUUUUCACAGUCUUCUUUGGUCCAAAGAAAGUGGUUGUGUUAGCCGGCUACAAAACUGUGAAGCAAGCUCUUGUUAAUCAUGCAGAUGAAUUUGGAGACAGAGAAAUCUCGCCACUGUUCCAUGAUUUAUCUAAAGGGCAUGGUAAGAUCACCCCAGUCUGAUUUUUUUAUACUUAUUAGCAUAUGAGUUACAUACAAUGAUGCAUAGUUGCGUAACCUGCUACAAGUUUUUGGACACUUCUGGACAUUUAAGUCACACUUAUAGUAGUCUGUUAUUCACAUUUUAGAUGUCACAUUUCACAUGGAUUAGGUGAUGCUCAAUCUUUUCUCAGAACCAACUCCACUUUUCUGAACCUCUUUUUAAUGUAUUUUUA
Molecule: messenger RNA, 625 nt
Organism: Carassius carassius (crucian carp)
Lineage: Eukaryota; Metazoa; Chordata; Actinopteri; Cypriniformes; Cyprinidae
Product: cytochrome P450 2K1-like
Exons: 2
Coding region: 33-413 (126 amino acids)
Cellular component (GO): intracellular membrane-bounded organelle
Molecular function (GO): monooxygenase activity; iron ion binding; heme binding
Source: RefSeq, a predicted model, not a curated record